GCCGAGCAAGCAAGAGUUAUCACCGGCAUGGCGUACACAACUACUGGCGGAAAGAAAAGAGUUUGCUAUUAUUACGAUGGUGACAUUGGUAACUACUACUACGGUCAAGGCCAUCCCAUGAAGCCACAUCGUAUUCGAAUGACCCACAACUUGCUUCUUAACUAUGGCCUGUAUAGGAAAAUGGAGAUCUAUCGUCCACACAAAGCAAACCUGGACGAGAUGACUAAAUACCAUUCAGAUGAUUACAUAAAAUUCUUAAAGACUAUAAGACCCGACAAUAUGUCCGAAUACACAAAGCAAAUGCAGAGAUUCAAUGUUGGUGAGGACUGCCCUGUCUUUGAUGGUUUGUUUGAGUUCUGUCAGCUUUCAACAGGCGGAUCAAUUGCUGGAGCAGUGAAGCUAAAUAAACAACAGACAGACGUGGCUAUAAACUGGGCUGGUGGCCUGCAUCAUGCAAAGAAAUCUGAAGCAUCAGGGUUUUGUUAUGUCAAUGAUAUUGUUCUGGCCAUUUUAGAGCUUCUGAAGUACCACCAGCGUGUAUUAUACAUUGAUAUUGACAUUCACCAUGGUGAUGGAGUAGAAGAAGCAUUCUAUACCACCGAUCGUGUCAUGACAGUGUCGUUUCACAAAUAUGGAGAAUAUUUCCCUGGAACUGGUGAUUUGAGGGAUAUUGGAGCAGGAAAAGGGAAAUAUUAUGCUGUGAAUUUUCCUCUUAGAGAUGGAAUUGAUGAUGAGUCUUAUGAACAAAUUUUCAAUCCUGUUGUCUCAAAGGUAAUGGAAGUAUACAAACCAAAUGCUGUUGUGCUUCAGUGUGGAGCAGACUCUUUGGCCGGAGACAGACUUGGCUGCUUCAAUCUGUCACUCAAAGGCCAUGCUCAGUGUGUGAAUUUUGUGAAGAAGUUCAAUCUUCCAUUGUUGGUUCUUGGAGGAGGGGGAUACACAAUCAGGAAUGUUGCAAGAUGCUGGACAUUUGAGACAGCAGUAGCUUUAGAUUCUGAUAUUGCAAAUGAACUUCCCUACAAUGAUUACUUUGAGUACUUUGGUCCAGACUUCAAACUCCACAUUAGUCCAUCCAAUAUGGCCAACCAAAACACAAAUGAUUACCUGGAAAAAAUCAAACAGAGAUUGUUUGAAAACUUGAGAAUGCUUCCCCAUGCUCCAGGAGUACAGAUGCACCCCAUUCCUGAUGAUGCACCAGUUCUGGAGGAAAGUGACAAUGAAGAGGACAUGGAACCUGACAGAAGAAUAAGUAUCCGUGCAUCAGAUAAACAUGUUGCACCUCAGGAAGAAUUGUCAGAUUCAGAAGAUGAAGGAGACAGCAGAAGAGACAUACAGGCACCAAAGGAGCCAAAACGAUCCCGCAAGCGACCCAAAGUAUCCAGUACACCAGUGGAAAAAAUGGUCACAAAUGGUGUUGAAAAUACUGUCAAUGAUGACUCAAAACCAUCAGCCGUGUCAAAUGAGAACACACCCUCUUCAAAACCCAGCACCUCCCCUGUGGAGGAGAAAGAGAAACCCAAGAGCUCAACAAGUACUCCCAAGGAGGGGUCCCCUCAGACAGUUGCUAGUGUUACAUCUGAGAUGUCAACUGAGCCACCUCCUGAACAAGAAGCCAGUAGAAAAAGUCCUGAAGCUGCUGAAAGUGCUACUACUGGGAAAGAGGAUACAGAAGAAGCUAUGGAAGUACAGGAGUCUGACGCCCCUCCAAAUACUGAUGGAGAUACUUUGUCCAAUGCAGAAAACAAUGGAGCAACCAGUACAGCAAAAAGCAACUCACCCCAGCCGGUCGAAGAGGAGGAGAAAGAAAAGGCUCCUCCAGCUGAAGAAAGCGGGGACGCCUCAAAAGAUGAAGAGACCAAGAUGGAACACUGAAGAACCGAUGACGGCUAUCCUCUCUUGAGUCCUUUUCUCUUAAUCCCUCUCGUCCCCCAGUCUGUAUAUUCAUCCCCCCUACCUCCCCUCCCUGAUCACGUUCACCAUUUCUUACAACAUUCAUGUAACAGUUAUUGAGCCUUUGUAUAGUUCCACUUGUUUUCGU
Messenger RNA from Pocillopora damicornis (cauliflower coral), 2038 nucleotides. Its product is annotated as histone deacetylase 1. Lineage: Eukaryota; Metazoa; Cnidaria; Anthozoa; Scleractinia; Pocilloporidae. Gene Ontology annotation, molecular function: histone deacetylase activity. The record is from RefSeq and is a predicted model, not a curated record. Gene Ontology annotation, cellular component: NuRD complex. Gene Ontology annotation, biological process: heterochromatin formation.